UUGCACAGUAGGCAUAAACAACAAAGCUCCUCAUGAGGAAGUCGGAAUAUAAACGCAUUUCUUUUCUUAUCAAAAAAAGACUGCGUUUUGUUGUAGGGAGACAACAAAGGAGGGAGUACAGGCUAUUUCUUUCAGGGACUGGGGAAGCGCUUCUGUGACCUCCCAUCCACCGCGCCUGUCCAAUCGGUUCCGGCUAUGCAAAUUCACCAAGCAGCGCCGCACCGACCCUGCCCUGGUGGGUGACGUCAUUCGCACAUAUCCCCCAGUAGUGCUGUCUGGCUCUGCAGCAAGUCAGACAGAACAGAAAAGAGCUGAGUGUGUGAGUCCAGUUGGGAGGGGCUCUGUGAAGGAAUAUUACCACCGCCGGCGUUCCAUCAAAGCUAACCUAUAACUCUGGAAUAGGCAUUUCUGUGCCCUUCUCAAGGCACAUUUCGGGAGUCGGGCUCAUCAACAAGAAAAUAGGUCCCUUUCUGGUAGGGCGGAUUGCUUGCACUGAUUUUGUAACUGUGAGAGGAGAAAGAAAAAAGCGCACUGAUUUGCACCAUUGGCUUGAAACCGGUCGGGUGCCCCAUUUUCCCAUCAUCACUCCUUUUCCUACCCAGCUUCCGUGUUUUCCCUCUUUGUCUGCGCUCACUGCUCCAGACUGCAAAAACGCAAAGAUGCCUAGCUCACUGUUCGCGGAGAUGGAGAGGAAUGGGAGCAACCAGGAGAACGCCCUGGACGACCAGAGAGCCCUGCAGUUAGCCCUGGACCAGCUCUCCUUGCUCGGCUUGGACAACGACGAGAACGGGCUAUAUGACAACGAGUCUAGCCGGAAAAAGAGUGUCAAUAUGACCGAAUGUGUCCCUGUGCCUAGUUCGGAGCAUGUAGCUGAAAUCGUCGGCAGACAAGGAUGCAAAAUCAAAGCCCUACGAGCCAAGACCAACACCUACAUCAAGACGCCCGUGCGUGGCGAGGAGCCGGUGUUCGUGGUGACCGGGAGGAGGGAAGAUGUCGCUAUGGCAAGGAGAGAGAUCAUCUCUGCGGCUGAGCACUUCUCCAUGAUCCGGGCCUCCCGGAACAAGAACACAAGCAUCAAUGGGACAACGGGAGGUGGUACCCCGGCCCCUGGACCCCCCAACCUACCAGGCCAGACCACCAUCCAAGUCCGGGUUCCUUACAGGGUUGUUGGGCUGGUCGUGGGUCCCAAGGGGGCCACCAUCAAGCGCAUCCAGCAGACAACCCACACCUACAUCGUGACUCCCAGCCGGGACAAGGAGCCCGUGUUCGAGGUGACGGGCAUGCCUGAGAACGUGGACCGUGCUCGGGAGGAGAUCGAGGCCCACAUCACCAUGCGGACUGGUGGCCUCAUUGAGCUCCAGGACGAGAACGACUUCCAUGCCAAUGGCACGGACGUUGGGUUUGACAUUCAUGGCCACCCCACCCUAUGGUCCAAGCCCAGUAACCCGCAGAGCGCUGCCACCACGUCGGGACGCAAACCUUUCUCCAACUACCGCAACGACUCAUCAUCCUCCCUGGGCAGCGCGUCCACAGACUCCUACUUCGGCACCAACAGCGGCUCGCGCAUGGCGGACUACAGCCCCCCCUCCCCGGCGCUCAGCUACACCGCCAGCAACGGCAACAACAACAACAACAACCUGAACAUCAACACCAACGGGAAUGGCUUUGUCUAUGGUGGUGACGUCAUCUCGCCCGACUGCACUGACAUGACCUUCAGCGACACCUCGCCUGGGUUCAACCCCACGCCGGCCCCGCCCGGCCUCCUCUGGUCCCAGUACGAGCGGGGGAUGACUCCCUCCUCCUCAUCCUCCAGCUCCCCUACCUCCACCUCCUCUGCCAUCUACCCAUCAGCCAAUGCUUCCACGAACGCCAACGGGAUGGCGACGAGCCAGAGGAGGAUGAACGGUGGCUGUACCCCCCAGCCCCGCCUGUCUCCGCCCCUCCAAAACAACCACGCCGGAGGACCCACCGAUCACCCCCUGGCCCGGAGAGUCCGCAGCGACCCAGGAGGAGGCCCCCGGUGCUUCCACGGGUACCCCAGCUCCAAUGGCAUGGCCUCUCUGCCCGGGCCCCACCUCCCCGGGGUGCCCUGCGACUCCUCAGCCUCCUCUUCAUCCUCUUCCUCCUCCACCAGCCGAAAGGGCAGCCGCGACUGCUCCUUGUGCUUUGAGAGCGAGGUAAUUGCAGCUCUGGUGCCCUGUGGCCACAACCUGUUCUGUAUGGAGUGUGCCAACCGCAUCUGCCAGAGGAGUGAGCCCAAAUGCCCCGUGUGCCACACAGGGGUCACUCAGGCCAUACGUAUAUUUUCAUAAGACGUUGUCUCUACGACUCUCUGACUAUGAUGUUAUUACCAAGAUGAACAUUGAUUACCAAGAUGACCAAGUCUUUCUUGACUGACAAUAUUACCAAGAUGACUGGGUCUUGACUACGAUAGCAACAACCACAACUAAAACAAGACUCUUGUUCUGCUUGAAAGGAUCCUAUUGUAUGGGGAUAUAUGUUUGUGUAUAUACAUAUGUAUGUAUAGGAAAGCUGCAGUAUCCAAAAAAGGGAUAGACAACCCUCAUCAGGGCUCCGUCGGAAUAGUUUAUAACUUACUGUAGCUUGAGGGAGAAAGAUAUUUUCAACAUCUACAAAUGCAUGUUUAAAAUACUCCAGCAUAGUAAUCAGUAGUCGUAGUAAUGAAUUGUACACAACAUUUAUGAAGUUAGGAGAAAGGCAGAAAGGUCUUGGACUGAGGUACUUAAGAGUCAUUUGGUCAGACUGUUAGCAGAGAAAAGCCUUCCUGUUCACUGAUUGAAUGUCGGAGGGAGACAAGUUUGUCAGGACAUCGGCUUCUUAAGUUCUUGUAAGGUGAAGAUACUGCAGUUUAAGGUCAGCCAACCAUGUGAGGGAGUACAACAACAUAUCCUGCUUAUAUAUGUAUAGAAUGGGAAAAUAUUCCAUGUCGAUGAAAAAGUUGUAAUAUUAAUUACGUUAAUACAGAUUUGAAGUAUGUUAUUCUUUUUUGACUUGAAGAUUAUAUUUCGUAUUGCAAAGAUGUUUACAGAUAUUUUUUAUUUAAGUUCAGUGAACUUUUUUGUAGCUGGGUUCAAAUAUGUUUUAUUUUUUAGUAUGACCUUAUGGCAAUGAUCACUGUAUUAUUUGAAUAUCACACAGACUGUGGGAUGAAAUACAAGAACCACAAGGAUGUGUAUUUACAUUUGACAGUAUUCUGUUGGGAUGGAGUUUUUUCUAGGUUCAGCAAAAAAUGUCUUUUAAAUCGCUUCACCCAGCAUAUUUUCUAUUCAGUAAUAUAAAGCAUAUUUUAUUCUAUAUUAUUACGAAAUGUUGAAAUGUAUAAAACUUAGUAAGUCAAACAAAAAAGAACAAAAAAACGUUUAUGCUUUCUAAAAAUUUGUAUGAAUUAGAUUCCAGUGGGACUUACAGACUUCUGUUGCACCACUAUAGUUUUAAUAUUUCUAUUUUAUUACAUUUGUUUACCACUUGUUUAUGUAUAUGUAGGUGCUGUUACUUGAGUGUAAAUGUACUUUAUUGAGCAAAGUUUAAGAACAAAGUAUAUUUUAUUUUAUGAUAAAGGGCCUUUAACCUCGCGUCAAAUACUAAUGUUAUAUUUGCAGAGACAAGAUUUGAAAAUGUAUCGAGAGUUUUAUUUUUCUGACAGUUCUACAUGAUAAAGUAAAACUUAAGUAACGGUGCUACUUUGUUUAGAAAAAUGAUUUCUAUAUAAGUCCAAUAAAAAAAGGGUACAUUCA
Oncorhynchus mykiss (rainbow trout) is the source of this 3755-nucleotide messenger RNA. Its product is annotated as RNA-binding protein MEX3B. NCBI's taxonomy places the organism in Eukaryota, Metazoa, Chordata, Actinopteri, Salmoniformes, Salmonidae. The record is from RefSeq and is a predicted model, not a curated record. Gene Ontology annotation, molecular function: RNA binding.